Messenger RNA from [Torrubiella] hemipterigena, 3909 nucleotides. Lineage: Eukaryota; Fungi; Ascomycota; Sordariomycetes; Hypocreales; Clavicipitaceae. The record is from the annotation of a GenBank genome assembly.
CGUGGAGCUGUGCCGAUAGCCUGGAACGUUCCUGUCAACGGGCUGGGCUCUCUUUUACCGGCGGCCGAUGGGGGUGCCCAUCCCCCCAAAGGCUAGCUAUCGAGCCGUUUCUGCCGCCCCCGACUGUCUUUCGUCGUGCCGCUUCCGAGCUCAUCUCUUCGUUCUUUUCUUCUCUUUUUUGUGGUUGUGCUCAUUUUACGUUACUUCUUGUCCAGCUUUGAUUCCACCUUCUUCCACCAAGUGCCCGCCAGCUGCCCGCCAGCUGCCAGCUGUAGAUAAGCAUGCACCUGGCUCCCAAAGAGCUUGACAAGCUCGUCAUUUCACAGCUUGGUCUUCUCGCUCAGCGCCGUCUAGCACGCGGUGUCGCCCUCAAUCAUGCCGAAGCAACGGCCCUUAUUUCGAAUAAUAUUCACGAAUUGAUACGCGAUGGACGACAUACUGUUGCCGACCUGAUGGACCUUGGCUCGACCAUGCUCGGUCGCCGCCAUGUGUUGCCCUCUGUCUGUCACACCUUACAGGAAAUCCAAGUUGAAGGCACAUUUACGACUGGUACUUAUCUUGUUACUGUCCACAACCCAAUUAGCACCGACGAUGGCGAUCUAAGACGCGCACUAUAUGGCAGCUUCCUACCCGUGCCCGACAACGACGUUUUUCCACUUCCAGACGCGGAUGCCUAUCUCCCUAUAAGUAAACCAGGUGCAGUGAUUCCGGUAAAGGGCAAUGUCACUUUAAACGAAAACCGCAAAAGGAUUCGUCUUCGCGUGACUAGCAAAGGAGAUCGGCCUAUCCAAAUAGGCUCCCACUACCACUUUAUCGAAACCAACCCACAGCUUGAUUUUGACCGAGCCAAAGCCUAUGGCUUCCGCCUUGAUAUUCCUGCCGGUACAUCCGUACGAUUCGAGCCUGGUGAUACCAAAACCGUAAACAUGGUCGAGAUUGGCGGUCACAAGGUUAUUCGUGGUGGCAAUUCGCUCGCAUCUGGUGGUGUUGAAAUGUGGCGAGUAGAAAGCAUUGUCAAGAAUUUACAACAAGCUGGCUUUGCGCAUACUCCCGACCCAACCGUUGAUACCAAGGCUCUGCGCCCCUUCACUAUGGAGAGAGCUGCAUACAUUACCAUGUUUGGUCCUACAACUGGUGAUCUGGUUCGACUCAGCAAUACAGACCUCUGGGUAAAAGUGGAAAAGGAUUACACAGUAUACGGAGACGAAUGCAAGUUCGGUGGUGGCAAAACGCUACGCGAAGGAAUGGGCCAGGCAAGUGGACGCCCAGAUGCAGACAGCCUAGACAUGGUCAUCACAAACGCCCUUGUCAUCGACUGGACAGGAAUCUUCAAAGCAGAUAUUGGCAUAAAACAUGGUAUGAUUGUUGCCAUAGGCAAAGCUGGUAACCCAGAUGUCAUGGAUGGCGUAACACCAAACAUGAUUGUCGGCAGCUGCACAGACGUGGUAGCAGGCGAAGGCAAAAUUAUUACAGCAGGUGGUCUCGACACACAUAUCCAUCUUAUAUGCCCUCAGCAAGCGCAAGAGAGUCUCGCGUCUGGUGUCACCACCAUGCUUGGUGGAGGAACUGGGCCUAGCGCCGGGUCAAACGCGACUACUUGCACGCCCGGUAAGCAUUAUAUGAAACAGAUCCUUCAAGCUUGUGACCACCUGCCGGUCAAUGUUGGUGUUACUUGCAAAGGAAACGAUAGCUCACCUGUUGCCUUGCGGGAGCAGGUUACAGCUGGCGCGUGUGGACUGAAGCUUCACGAAGACUGGGGUUCGACCCCGGCGGCAAUUGACUCCUGUUUGACCGUAUGUGACGAGAUGGAUGUACAAUGCCUCAUCCACACCGAUACCCUGAAUGAAUCUGGCUUUGUAGAAUCAACAAUUGGUGCAUUCAAAGGUCGCACCAUUCAUACUUACCACACUGAAGGUGCUGGCGGCGGCCACGCCCCGGAUAUUAUCUCCGUGGUUGAGCAUCCAAACGUGCUCCCGUCAUCGACCAACCCAACACGACCAUUUACACUCAAUACCUUGGACGAGCAUCUAGAUAUGCUCAUGGUCUGCCAUCACCUGUCCAAGAAUAUCCCAGAGGAUGUUGCGUUUGCAGAGAGUCGUAUCAGAGCCGAAACAAUUGCAGCCGAGGACGUUCUACACGACUUGGGUGCUAUUAGCAUGAUGAGCUCCGACUCCCAGGCCAUGGGCCGCUGUGGUGAAGUCAUCCUCCGAACGUGGAACACAGCGCACAAGAAUAAGAUUCAACGCGGGCGGCUCAAGGAGGACGAGGGCACUGACGCCGACAACUUCCGCGUGAAGCGAUACGUGAGCAAGUACACCAUUAACCCAGCGCUCGCCCAGGGCUUCAGCCACCUCGUCGGCAGCGUCGAAGUAGGCAAACUUGCCGACCUGGUUGUCUGGGACCCAGCCUGGUUUGGAACCAAGCCGUACCUUGUCCUCAAGAGCGGUCUGAUUGCAUGGGCACAGAUGGGCGAUCCUAACGGCUCGAUUCCAACAGUACAACCUGUGAUAGGCCGCCCCAUGUUCGCAGCACAUGUCCCCGAGACAAGUGUACUCUUUGUUUCUGCCGACUCAAUUGCAUCGGGCACAAUUGCCAGCUAUGGCCUAAAGAAACGCGUUGAGGCAGUCCGUGGCUGCCGCUCAGUGAGCAAGCGUGAUAUGCGAUUCAACGACGUGAUGCCCAAGAUGCGUGUCGAUCCAGAAAGCUACGUUGUUGAAGCAGACGGCAAAGUAUGUGCUGCAGCACCAGCAGAGUCGCUACCGUUGUCGCAGCCUUGGUUCGUGUACUAGUUACUGGAGAUGAACAUAUCAUGGUGGCCGAAUGAGUUAGUUAGCAAAGCAGUAAGAGCGUAGUCUUACAUUUUACAUUAGCAUACGAUAUUAGCAUUAUCAAUAUACCACAUUCAAGUCAUUAUCAUCACAAAACGAAAAUAGGAUUCAAGGUUCAAAAGGAUAAACUCAUUGCUUUCAUUACUUUGCAAAGCGGGCUUCCGUCCAGAGCCAAAACACUUUGCUUAAAUACAACCAUCAUGACGGAACAUUUCACAGCCGUGACCCAAAAAACCCAAUCGUUCCCCUCAUGCCCAAAGGAACCAACGCAGGAUAACAUAAAAUAAGGAAUAAAACAAAACCAGAUCACUCCAAGAAAAACGGAUUUUCGCUAUUCGGGUGCGAUCACAAAAGGGCAACGAGCCUCAACUUUUCCCACCGUCUUCCCAACAACCAAUAGUCAUACAAAGUUCAAACGAUGGUGGUAUGAGCGCAUGGUCAAGCAAAGAGGAGAUGCACCAAGUAGACAAGGCAAAUCGCUCUAAAGGAGACAACAGGGCUGAAAGCUUGGCAUCAGAGCCUUUUUGGCACCCUGGUAUAUAGUGACAAAAAGCAGGCGACAAAGGGAACAAAAAAGAGCUGAGAGAGGUAAACCGACUCAACGCUUAAGCGUUCUUAGCAGCCUUCUUGCGGGGAGCGGCCUUCUUAGGCUCCUCCUUGUCAUCGCCCUUGGUGGAGCGUCUGCGCUUCUUGUCAGGGCUGGCGGCCUUGGAGGUGUCGGCAUCAGCAGCAGGAGCCUCGCUCUUGCGCUUGCGGGGGGCGGCAGCCUUCUUGGGGGUCUUGGAGGAGUCAUCGCCCUGCUGGAGCUGCUGGGCAAUGGCAUCCUGGACAGAGCCACCGGCGGAAGAGUCCUUCAGGUCAGGCAUGGGGAUGCUGAACUCCUCAGCGUACUUGAGGGCCUCCUCAUCGGACAUACCCUUGGCAGCAGCGUUGCCAGCCUUGUAAGAGUGGACACGAGCGUUGUAGAGGCGGAGGUUGUACUGAUAAGCGUUGUUCCAGCCCUGCUUCUCGCUGGGGCCCAUGUUGGCCCAGCGGCGCUGGCCCUCCUCCUGGACGGCACCCUUGGGGGCUUCCUGACCGA